AUGUCUCCUCCCGUGACUCCGCCCAAGACCCUGCCCGCCAAGAAGUGCAUCUGCCAGCUCUGCUCCUGCGGGCACCACCAUUGCCCACAUCUUCCCACCAGGAUCUAUGAGAAGAGCGAGAAGCCAUGCUUCCUGUCGGAGUACGUGGAGCAAUACCCCCUGUAUCCCUACGCCCAUCCCAGAGACUCGUUCAAGCCCAAGGCAGAGUACCAGAAGCAGUCAGUGGCUGUGGAGGGAAUGACAACUUUCAAGAGAGAUUACGUACCUCAUGAAGUGUUGCCAGUGAAAUUCAAACCACCUGAAAAGUAUGUCAAGAGUGACGAGAACAUGGAUUUGAUCUCAACAUAUAAACAAGACUACAACCCCUAUCCUAUCUGUCGAGUUCCUCCAUGCUUACCCCGCGAGACUAACUACACCUCCAGUGUCAAGAUGGACACAAUACCUACGUACAAAGGUGACUAUGUGCCAUGGAAUGAAUCAAAACGAGAGAUGAUUAAACCAGACAAUAAAUUCCAUCCAUCAGAAGCAAAAUUUGACUACAGAACCACUGUCCAGGAUGAUUAUAUAUAUAAGGGACCAGUCGCCACUCACAGCUGCAAACCUCUAAAUCCAGCCCACAUGACCAAAGCACCUUUGGAGGACCUGACAAAUUAUAAGUUGAAUUAUGUGCCACAUCCCUUGGAGAAACGCUUUGUCCAUGAGUAUGAGAAGUAUAAACCCAGUGAAACCUCAUUUGAUGGCCUCACCACACACAAACAGUCAUACAAGGGGCUGGCUGGCCCACCUGCCAAGAUGGUGAAACCGUACCAGUCAAUGCCGACCCACGAUCUCCCAUUUUCGUCUUCCACAGAGUUUCGGGAAAAAUACCAAGCUUGGCCACAGCACCCCAUGGUCACCAGAAAACCUGAUGUGUACGUGCCCCCCGUAGAGAAAAUGGACCUUCAGACAACUACUCAGACUCAUUACACAUACCCUAAGGGACAGCCAGCCAAGACAUGUCGGCCCUUGGGCCAUGUUCAGAAAAACACUGCACCCUUUGACAGCUGCUCCACCAUGAAGGAUGAUUACAAGCCAUGGCAUGGUAAGAAAGCAAAACCCAUCAUACAUGCCCCAGAACUUACUUUGCCAGCAGAACCAAUGGAGAACCUGACCACCUUUCGGGCCCAUUACGUCCCUCACCCCCCCACUUUCACAAAGAGCUUUAAGCCGGGUUGGUCAGUUGGGAGGCCUAACAUACCACUCGAUGGAGAAACCACCUACGCCACCAGCUACACGCCGAAGGAAAUUGUCAAGUGCCUUGCCUCCUACAAAGAGCCCCCAGGCUAUGUGUUUCAAGAAAUCGAUGCUGUUGGUCACAAGUUCUACUGCCCCGUAUCGGAGGCUGAACGCCCACUGAGUUCAAAGAGUAAAGAGCGAAGAAGCAGCAUUUCUGGGAAUGGACUAUACCUACCUGGCCCAAAGGAACUACCUAUGACAGCCUGA
Chelonia mydas (Green sea turtle) is the source of this 1482-nucleotide messenger RNA. It is a transcript of the gene SAXO1, whose product is annotated as stabilizer of axonemal microtubules 1. The transcript is spliced from 4 exons. NCBI's taxonomy places the organism in Eukaryota, Metazoa, Chordata, Testudines, Cheloniidae. Gene Ontology annotation, cellular component: ciliary basal body; centriole; cytoskeleton. Gene Ontology annotation, biological process: microtubule anchoring. Bases 1 to 1482 code for a protein of 493 amino acids. The record is from RefSeq and is a predicted model, not a curated record. Gene Ontology annotation, molecular function: microtubule binding.